Molecule: messenger RNA, 2099 nt
Organism: Trachemys scripta elegans
Lineage: Eukaryota; Metazoa; Chordata; Testudines; Emydidae
Product: opsin-5-like
Exons: 5
Coding region: 1-1287 (428 amino acids)
Biological process (GO): G protein-coupled receptor signaling pathway; visual perception
Cellular component (GO): membrane
Molecular function (GO): G protein-coupled receptor activity
Source: RefSeq, a predicted model, not a curated record
AUGGGAAAUGCCUCUGAUUCCUCAGCGUUCAUGUCCACCUUAUCAGAGAGAGAAGACCUGAUUUUUGGCACACUCUAUUUGCUCUUUGGCAUAGUUUCUCUCUUUGGAAAUUCCCUGCUCUUGCUGGUGGCCUAUCGGAAGAGAUCCAUGUUGAAGCCUGCUGAAUUCUUCAUUGUGAACCUGGCUAUCAGUGACCUGGGCAUGACGGUGACCCUCUUCCCUUUGGCCACGCCAUCCUUCUUUGCACACAGAUGGCUGUUUAACCAUGCGAUGUGCACAUUCUAUGCAUUCUCCGGCAUGUUCUUUGGUCUCUGCAGUCUUACCAGCCUGACAGUGCUAAGCACGGUUUGCUGCCUGAAGGUCUGUUAUCCAGCCUGUGGCAAUAAGUUCUCUCCCACACACGCUGGUGUCCUGUUACUGUGUGUCUGGGCAUACGCCCUUGUCUUUGCCAUAGCUCCUCUAGCCAACUGGGGCAGUUACGGACCAGAGCCCUAUGGGACAGCCUGCUGCCUUAAGUGGAAAGCUUCAACCAGGGAGGCAAUGAUCUAUAUCGUGGUCCUCUUCAUCUUCUGUUACCUCUUCCCUUGCCUUCUGAUCCUCAUCUCCUACUCGCUCAUCCUUUGGACUGUGAAAGUGUCCCGAAGAGCCGUGAAGCAGCACAUGUCACUGCAGAGCAAAGCCAACAGCGUGCACAGCUUGAUUGUCAAGCUAAGCGUUGCUGUGUGCAUUGGAUUUCUGGCUGCUUGGACCCCAUAUGCAAUUGUUGCCAUGUGGGCAGCCUUUGGAGAUGCCAGCCAGGUUCCAGUUCUGGCCUUUGCACUCUCUGCCGUUUUUGCCAAGUCCUCAACGACCUACAACCCUCUGGUCUAUCUGCUUUUCAAACCCAACUUCCAGAAGUUCCUCUCCAAAGACCUGUCCCUGCUGCAGGCCAUCUGUGCCGUCAUCUGCUGCAGCCACCAAAGUGUCGUCACACUCCAGUCUUUCCAGACCAGAGAGGGCAGAACCUCUGCCAGGCUCUCCACAGCCUUCCCUGAGUCCCCUGGGGCUUGCAGGAACUGCAACGACACUUUUGAAUGUUUCAGUAACUAUCCCAGGUGCUAUAAGCUCACCCAGCAACCCGACCCUACAACCAGGCCCAAUCUCCUGGCAGACAGGCCUGCUUGCCAGCCGGCUCUGAAAAGGACUGUGCAGGUCAUGGUGCUUGUUACCAGGAAGAAGUCGGGAAUGGGGACUACAAGCGUGGCAGGAAACGUUCUGCCUUCAGACCUUGUGAAAGAUCUUAUCUGAGCAUCCAGAGAGGCCAGGAGCUCCUGAGCAGGGCUAGGCCUCCCCAUCCUAGACAACAGGGAAUAUUUUAGCUUCAUAUAUUAAAAAAAAAAAUCUGUUUAUAUGCCUGAUGGGUCCUAACCUGCAAAAAUGCCCUUUAUGUGAUACAGAAAACUGUACACCAGCCUUCCAUUUUUGCUGUUGCAAUUUUGGACCUACAAUUUGCCCCUGUAAAAAGGGACACUGGUGUCUGAAAAUCUGACUAUGUAUUACAGUUAUGGAUGUUUCCACUGAAAUACACUCCUCAGGGCCCUUUAUCUUUGUUUUUCCAUAUUCUGGUGCUUUGAUGGCCACACAUGAACUUUAUUCUCUUGAGAAGCAUUGUCUAGCAUGCAGAGCUGGGAGCUAGAAAGUUCUGACCCCAGGUCUGAUCCAGAUCCCUGUAGCCUUUUGCAACCAAGUCACUUAAUCAUGUCAGUUUUCCCACUCAUCUACCCCACAGGAGGACUGUGAAGAUUAAGUAGUUAAUGUUUGCAAAGUGCUUUGACUCCAAAGAGCCUUAUAUAAGCACUCAGUAUUGUAUAAAAUCUCAAGAGACAUCAUUCUGUGUUAUGCCAUAUUACCCAAACCCUCACCAUUAAUAUAAAAUAAAGCCCUGUCCUACAAAUAAGGAUUUGGGUCUAAGAUGAUCCUGUUCAACUAGUACAGAUUCCAUGUGCUGCUCCCCACCGUGUGAACAGCAAGACUGAAACAGCAGGACAUCCGUUUAGGUAGAUUGGCAGUGAUGCAAGACUGGGCUUUAUUGUCCAUUUAGCUUUUAGGUGUAAUUUAAA